Clupea harengus (Atlantic herring) is the source of this 2506-nucleotide messenger RNA. Its product is annotated as nucleoporin 88. Gene Ontology annotation, biological process: ribosomal large subunit export from nucleus; ribosomal small subunit export from nucleus; protein import into nucleus. Gene Ontology annotation, cellular component: nuclear pore. Gene Ontology annotation, molecular function: structural constituent of nuclear pore. The record is from RefSeq and is a predicted model, not a curated record. NCBI's taxonomy places the organism in Eukaryota, Metazoa, Chordata, Actinopteri, Clupeiformes, Clupeidae.
UGUCAUCAUUUCGCGACGAAAUUUGGAAAUGGCGGUCGAAACAGGAGAACGAUGGAAACGGGAGCUCCCAAACCACGACAUAUUCAGCAAAUUACAACUUACAUCAGAACAUCAGGCGUAUAAAAGAUUUGCGAAAAAUCUCACAUUCUGUGUAGAUAGAGAUUUAUUUAUUUGGAAUGAUGCAGACUGUGUCUUCUACGCAACAAACCUGGGAGAGCUGAACAUCGAGGAGGGGCUGAACAGCUCAAAGCACCAGACUCUGCUGUGCAUCAACCCACCUAUGUUUGAAGUGUGUGAGGUGCUGCUGAGCCCCACGCAAUCCCACGUAGCCCUCAUAGGUCAACGGGGCAUCACGGUACUCGAACUACCCCAACGCUGGGGCAAGAAGUCCGAGUUUGAGGGUGGACGGAUUCAGAUCAAUUGCAAGACCAUACCUGUGGCAGAGCGGUUGUUCACCAGUUCAGUGUCGGUCACGCUCCGCCAGGCCGUGUGGUACCCCAGUGAAGCAGAGGAACCGCAUCUGGUGCUGCUGUCUUCAGAUAACACAGUCAGGUUCUACAGUCUUAAAGAACCCCAGACCCCAGCCAAGGUUCUCUCAGUGGCUCAGGCAGACGAUGAGAGUCGCACACAGACACGAGGGCGUUCUUAUGCAGCGUCUUUGGGUGAGAUCGCUGUGGCUUUUGACUUUGGGCCAUUGUCUGACACCUCCCGCCUCCUGACAAGCCAGCGUCUCAAAGAUGAGGUGAUUGUCUACCCCCUGUACAUCCUGUAUGAGAACGGAGAGACCUUCCUCAGCUAUGUCACACUAACCCACAGUGUUGGUUGCCUAGGAAAGAUCCUUGGUCCUCUACCCAUGAUUCCUGCAGCGGAAGAUAACUAUGGCUACGACGCCUGUGCACUGCUCUGUUUGCCGUGUGUGCCCAGCAUCCUGGUCAUCGCCACGGAAACGGGUACACUGUAUCACUGCAUCUUACUGGAAAGGGAUGAAGAUGAAGAUGGUGGCAUGGUGGAGAGGUGGUCGAGGGGCUCUGAAGUGGUGCCCUCUCUCUACGUGUUCGAGUGUGUGGAGCUGGAGCUCACCCUUAAACUGGCCCCCACAGAGGACGAGGAGCUGGUGGAGUCAGACUUCACCUGCCCAAUCAGAUUGCACAGAGAUUCCCUGUGCCAAUACAGGUACCACUGCACACAUGAAGCAGGUGUGCAUAGCGUGGGCCUCGCGUGGUUCAGCAAACUGCGCAAGUUCCUGCAGUCUGAUGAGGAGGACAAGGACAGCCUGCAGGAGUUUGCAGCAGAGCAGCGAUGUGUGGUUGAGCAUAUUCUGUGUACCAAGCCUCUCAACAACAGUCUGCCUGCACCAGUGCUUGGUUUCUGGAUCGUGUCGGACCUCUCUCUGGACGCCUGCAUGAUCUGCAUCACCAGCACCUACGAGUGCCUACUGCUCCCCCUACUGAGUGCCAUCCGGCCUGCCUCUCCUGCUCUGCUGUGCUCCCGCUCGGAGGCCGGACCUGUUGGCUCUCCUCUGCGCGGAUUGGCUGAAGACUCCCUGGAGCAGCACAUUCGCACCAUACUGCUGCGCAGCUCGGCCAAUCCGCUCGCACUGAGGACGGGGGUGCGGGGCGACUCCUCUCUGACCCCAGAGUGCCUCCAGCUGCUGAGCAGAGCCACGCAGGUGUUCCGGGAGGAGUACAUCCUCAAGCAGGACAUGGCCCGAGAGGAGAUGCAGAGGAGGGUGAAGCUCUUGACGGCUCAGAAGAACAAGCAGCUAGAGGACUUGGCCCUGUGCCGGGAGGACAGGAAAAGCCUUUGUGAAACUGCUGAGCGUUUGGCUGAUAAAUAUGAGGAUGCCAAAUACCGCCAGGAUGCCAUCAUGAAAAGGGUGAAGCGUAUCAUGAGCUGCCAGCGCAGUCAUCUUCCUGUAAUGUCCAACAGUGAGAAGGACAUGAAGAAGGAGAUGCAGACCAUCAAUGACCAGCUGCAUCACCUUAGCAACGGAAUCAAACAGGUGAACAUGAAGAUGGAGUACCAGAAGAAGCAGAUCAGCAAGGCAGUUUCUCCUGCCAAACCCAGCAUAGCACUGAAUGCCCAGCAGAGGAAGUAUGUGCAGGGGGUUCUCAAAGAACAGGGUGGACAGAUUGGAGAUAUGAUGAAACAGAUUAAGGAACUAAAGAACCAUGUCAGUUUCUGAUACCUGGAAGCAAAGCAGUGUUUCUUUUCUGUGGCCUUUAACCAAGCCAGUGGUAUAAGAAAACCGCUUCCAUGUUGACCAGGCUUUAAAGAGGACAAUGGACUCCAUGAAUUUGGUACAACUGGACACACACACUGACCCAGUCAAGACACAUAUAUAUUUUUUCCAGCCAGAUGUUUGACUACCAUAGAUGCUUUUCGUGUUUGUACAGAUUUGUGUAUUGUAUAAUUGGAGAUAUUCUGCAUUGUCUUUUUACUCGUAUGUUAUUUCUCAUCCGAGAGAAAAACAGUAAAUAAAAAUAAAGAAAGCUUGUUAUAUCAA